GGUUCUUCACUUCAAGCUCUAUUCUUAGUUCAGCAUUAUCACUUGGUUUCCUACGAAGUUUCCCAAUAUCUGCACUUCUGGUUUUUGUCUCUUAACAUGGCACCGCAUGGAGAAGCUAUUACUAGCAUUUACACCAGGAGCAGCAACUUCCCCAAGCCACCGAUACUCUCAAACGACAGCCUCCAUCGGACCAUAUCGGAUAUCUCUUUCCAACUGAGCAAGGAAGUGCUUGAUAAUUAUAAAGAAGCAGCAUCUGUAGUAGUGGAUGAGAAACAGCUCCCACCCAUAUCCGAAGUCGAAGAUGCAAAGUGUGAGUGUUGUGGCAUGAGUGAAGAGUGCACCCCAGAGUACAUCGAGCGUGUCCGCAACAAGUUCUUAGGGAAAUGGAUAUGUGGGUUAUGUGCUGAGGCAGUGAAAGAAGAGAUGGAAAAAAAUGGGGCCAAGAUACAGGAAGCUUUAAGUGCACACAUGAAUACAUGUGCAAGGUUUAACAAGUUUGGGAGGGCUUAUCCAGCUUUGUUGACAGCCGAAGCCAUGAGGAAGAUUUUGAGGAAGAGCUCGAGAUUGGAAGGGAAAAGUCUUAGGGCCAAAUCUAUUAGCCCUAGGGAUAGAGGAGCUCAAAAGAAAGGUGGGAUCGCUAGGAGUUCCAGUUGCAUUCCAGCAAUUACAAGGGAGAUCAAUAAUCUCACAAUAGCAAACUGAUGAGUAAUUGCCCCAAAGGUUUCUUUUCUCUUCCUGUCCAUCUCCUUUUCAGCCUUUGCUUUAAGCUCUUGGUAAUUUUUUUUUUUCAUGGCCUUUGUUCUUGUAUGGACCAAACCUUUUUACUCAACAUCAUCAGACCUUGAAAGUUUUUUGGGUUCGGUCCAAACUCUCUUUAUACAUGAAAUCAACUAAAGGAGUAUUAUUUUUCUAUAUAUCCUUGGUUGAUUAAUUUGUAUAAUUUGCUAAUUUGAUCUCUGAUUUUUCUUUAGAAUUUUCCUUUUUUUUAGGUGGGCACAAAAUUCUUCCUUCUUUUCUCCCACCAGUUCCAGGGAUGUUUCUUAGAACCAAAAACUUAACCACCCUUGGCUGGGUUUUUUAGGCUGGUUUAAAUGCUUCCUUUCCCUUCCUUGUCCUUUCCCCCAUGUGUUCCGCUGGUUUUAUAGUAAUUUCUAGAAGUAAAGAGCUAGGGUUAGCUGUAAAAUAAUUUCGUGCAGAGCCGGCGUGUCCUUUUCUGCUUCAGUUUACUCGAACCUCGAGCUGCUUUAUUACUAGUGCUAGCAAGCAAUUGCAUCUAAUUUUUAUGUAUUAAAGCCCCAUGUAUCCCGGGAUAUUGUUAUUGUAUGAUAUAUAUCAAUAAAUGACAUCUUUUUAUAUUUGAGCUCCUGCAUGUUUUUUCUCUGCUUCAAAGUGAAAUCAGUUACGUUGGAGUUCUGAGUAACUACCACAAAUGAGAAGAAGGAAAAUUAAGCAGAUGAUGUAUGUCUUUA
Messenger RNA from Durio zibethinus, 1469 nucleotides. RefSeq lists its product as uncharacterized. NCBI's taxonomy places the organism in Eukaryota, Viridiplantae, Streptophyta, Magnoliopsida, Malvales, Malvaceae. The record is from RefSeq and is a predicted model, not a curated record.